This is a messenger RNA of Dermochelys coriacea (leatherback sea turtle), 7396 nucleotides long. Its product is annotated as zinc finger and SCAN domain-containing protein 12-like. The record is from RefSeq and is a predicted model, not a curated record. The coding region runs from base 3152 to 4093 and encodes 313 amino acids. NCBI's taxonomy places the organism in Eukaryota, Metazoa, Chordata, Testudines, Dermochelyidae. The transcript has a single exon.
CUCUUUCUCCUCUUGUUUCUUUUGAAUCUGAAAGGUUUGUCUUGUUGGGGUGAGGUUCAAGCCAUACCCCAAUACUAAAGGGCUGGUUUCCCUUGAAAAGAAAGGACCCAAGAAUCCCCCAUAGGCUAUGUUCCUAAGCAUUUGGUUCCUUUGCCUAUUUUUCCUGACUGCAUUAGCAUCAGGAAGUCCCACACACUGAUGCGAAAAUAUUAAAUUGGGUUUGAACUGGAAACUGAAACUUUAAACUACUUUAGCAUCCAUGCCUGAAACUCUUUAGCUAAUUGUUAAAGUUCAGUGCAAAUGUAUUAAUCUCCUUUGCUGUCAGUGUUGGUGACUUCCAGCUGCAUGAUAUGAAAUGCACUGUGUCUUGUUGCCAGCAAACUGACAGUAAUUUGGGUGAUUAUUUUUAUAUCAGUGGUCCAACUAAAUGAAUAAUCCCAAAUGACUCUUCUAGUGUCUUCCAGUCAAAGAUCCCAAAAUGCUUUGCAGACUCUUAAAACAGUCAUGUGUUAGGCAGGUUUUUUUUCUGUUUUAUAAAUAGGGAAACUGAGGAACAGACAAAAAGUGACUUGCCUGCAGUCACAUAGUGAGUCAGUGGUGGAAGUGGGAAUAGAACCCACUCCUUUGCCCUACCAUUAGAUCACCGUAGAAGCUACAAUCUGAGACUAGAGCUCUGGAAAGCAAGAAAAUGCCUGUGUAAUUUAACAUUGCAGCCAAAAUUAAUCUUAUCGUACAGACUGAAAAUGCUGAAAGACAUACCCAUUCUGCCAGCUCCCCGAAAGCUGCGAGCAGAGUAGACUCUUCCUUGCCCUUCUCUCUCUGCCCAUCCUUGAUGCGUGUUUGGAAUUCUUGUCCCCUGGUACUGGGCAAAUUCUUCUGUUUUUUUUAUCCUGCCAGCUGAAGAAAUUCGCUCUUAUCUUGCCACUAAAGCAGAUACAACAUUGGUAUGGCUGGUGACCCUGUUUAUAAAGCCCUACUCUAUACAAUAGCAAUCUGGUAUGUUCUGUUUGAACACUCCUCUCAUUGGAAAACGUUAUUUAGCUAAUUACAAAGCACGUGCUGCUUUAGGGUUUCAUACUUGCAUCUCAUCUGCUUACAGUAUAACAGUAAAAUCUCAUCUUAUGCUCCUAUAGCAUGAGAUGCGCUAGGGUUUGUGUUACAAGAUGAAUUUGGUUUCCCAUUGUGAUUGUGGUUGGAGCAGUCAUUACUUCUUUUUUUUAAGAACCAGUGUGACCGUGUUUCUUACCUGACAGUGUUAGUGCGUUUUUUAUUUGGUUGAAAAGGAAAGAGCUUUUUCUGUUUUGGGAAGACUAACGCUCUCACUCUGGUGAGUAUGGAUAAGGUGUGUUUCAUGGUCCUUGGAUGUACAGUAAAAUCUAUAAAAACACAAGCCAUGUAGGAAAAGCAACUUGAGCCUUUGGAUAUGCACAGGUCAAACGGUUGCUAUUUGGAAAUAAUAUAAAUGCAAUGGCAAGUGUGGGUGUGUAGUGCCUCGCACAAUGGGCCCUGUGAUGCUAAUGCACUACAAAUAAUACAUAUUUCUUGUUAGGAAUAUUGGAAUAAUAACACUUACUCAUAGGCAAAGUCAGUAUUAGCACUAGUAAAAGAUGACAAACACUUUUUGCAGAAAAUAUAUCAUUUUAAUUCCCAGUUUUUGAAAAGGAGCAACUUCAUUUAUUCAACGUUAUUCAACAGCAAACCUCACGACUGGGAAUACAGAUGUGAUGUGCAUGUAGGGAAAGAGUCUGGUCCCAACUGCUAGUUGCCUUACAGCCAAAGCAAUCUAGGAACUCAAUGUGUUCUCCAAUGGAGGGGAAGAGGAUGGGAAUUUAGUGCUUGAGAACGACUCCUAUGACUUUAACAAAAUAAAAGGCCCCAGCUGUGUAGGUAGUGAAAUGCCUGAUAAUCUGUAAGAAUGGCUGACACUUUAAAUAAUAAAAAAGAAUAGUCUAAUCCUCAGUAGAGGGCACUGUACUUCCGCUUGCCUGCAGAAGAAAAGGAACUGACAGAAUACCUUCUCUCUACUCUCUGGUCCCAUGACUCACUCUUCUUGGCUGUUAGUAUUAUUUAUUAUUGGUAUUGUAGUAGUGCCAAGGAGCCUGAGUCACAGACCAGGACCCCAUUGUGUUAUUGCCACAUCAGUAAAUAUUAAUUCACCAGAUCACAUGCUCCAAGAUAUUUAGUAUCUAAGGUGCUUGGAUGUUUCCAAACAAAAUUUUGCCAAUGCGCAGUUAAAGCUGUCAGUUUAUUCUCCCCUCCAAAAUUAUCUAAUUUAUUUAAAUAUUACUCUUGAGAAUGUAACCAUUAUAAAGUCAGCACCUUCUUAGUUAAAGUUCUAUGCUGUGACCGCUGUGGCCCUCUCUUCCUCUAAAGACUAAGUAUAUUGUGAAGAUGAGACAAAAUUAACAAAUGCCCUUCUCAGUGUAGCAGAUUUAGGCACAGAGACAGAGAGGAGUUAGGCUAUAAACACAGCUUUCCCACAGACAGUAACUUCAGCCUCCCACUUCUCAGUCCUACACCAGACUCUUCUACCAGCUUACCUGGUCAGAACAAAACUGACCUUCUCCAACUGUCUUGUGGAUGUCAUUGCAUUCCAUUCCCUCUCAUUGCUUCCUAUGCUUCGUUGCUAAGAGCCUUGGGGUGUGUCACUGACCACCAUUAUUACACAUACAUGUUGCAUAUGACCAAGAUGUAUGUAGUAAGACCAAGGAGAGAUUUCAAGGCUGGUGGGAGCCAUCGUGAUUUUAAAGGCCCCUGUGACCGCUUACUGUGGGCAGUCCAAAGACAACGACAAAUUGCCAAAACUCCAAUUUGGGUCAGAGAAACCUGAAGCCCCAAGACAGCCCAUUUUGGGGACUGAAGGAAACUUGCGUAUAACAGCUGAAGGCAGAGUGUACUAUCCCAUUUCUCUGGGCAAGAGAAAAUACACAAUUACUAUGGGAAAAAUGCUAGAUUGAGGGGAAGGUGCCCCUCCCUCCCCCCAAAGCUAGCUGAGACUGAUGUGCUAGAGGAUGCAGGGCUAAAGAGCAAAGGCAAGCUGGAAGGUGCUGCACCACAGCACCUGCUGCCCCUGGAAGAGGUAAAGCAGGGAGACUGUCCACUACAGGGGGAAGUAGCAAUGAUGGAAUAAGAUCAUCCACUGGAGAGGGACAUGGCCACAGCUCUGCAGCCAGAAGAGGAGGUGGUGAUGGAAGGAGAAGACUCACUGAAAGGUUCUGAAUUCUCUCCACUGCGUUUAGGUGGGGAUUUUGGAGGAGACCGUCUGAUCCAGAGUGUUGCAGCUGCUUGCCAACCAUCAAAACAGGAUAUAGGUUCUCUGGAAAGAGAUGAUCUGGUGAAGUGGCUCCUCCUCCAGCUUCUGGAAGGGGAGAGGAGGCGCAAGGAGGCAGAGAAAAGGUGGGAGGAGUCAGAAACAAAAUUUCAGCAAUUUCUCCUGGAGCUAAAAAAGAGAGCGAACAGGUUGACUUUGAGCUCCCAGGUCAGACCUGGAGAAGCACUCCCCUCUCACCUAACUUCUCCAGACCACAUAGAGCCAUUCUGGAUGCACAUUCAGAGGGCAUAUCGGUGGCUGAAAGACCAGUGGUCCCUACGUAUGAGUCUGUGUCUCCCAAGGCAAGUCCAAGAGACUCAUUGCAGUGAUGUAAGUGAGGCUGACAACUAUGCAGAAAUGUGUCGGUACAGGUUUAGGGAGUACAGAUUCCAGGAGGCAGAGGGACUCCAGGAGGCUUACGCUCACUUAUCCGAGCUGUGCCACAAGUGGAUCCAGCCCAAAAGCAAGAGUGCAGCACGGAUUGCUGACAUGCUAAUCACAGAGCAUUUCUUGGAGAUCCUCCCACAUGAUGUUCAGGCAUGGGUUAGGAGGAACAGGCCAGACAUUGGGAGUAGGGCUGUGUCCUUGGCAGAGUACAUCCUGGCCAUAAAGGAGCAUGGUCAGUGCUCAACACUGGUAAUGCCUCCAGAAUGUCCCAUGAGGGAGAAAUGUAGGGCUGGAAAAGCAGGGGGUGGGAUUAUGACUGCAAGGACCACAAAUGCGCUUCCUGAUGAGAAACUGGGAAGCUUGCACACAUGGUCACAUAGCUUACCGCGACCCUGAGAGUGCUGCACUGUGGGUGGAGGGGUGGGGAUUGGAUUAGAUGCUCUCAUCCCUGUGACACAUGAGGCAACCCAGGUUUGCCACAUUUCGUACUCCAUCGUAGUCUGUUCCAUGACAGCAACAUCUUUGUCAAUAAUUUUCUUAUAUCUCAUCUGCUGUCCUCCUCUUUUCCAUCUUCCACCAAGUAGUGUCCAGUCAAGGGCUUAUCUAGGAAUGUGUUUUUUCUAGGGCCGUCAAUUACUCACAGUUAACUCACGCGAGUAACUCAAAAAAUUAAUCUUGAUUAAAAAGAUUAAUUGCAGUUUUAAUUGCACUGUUAAACAAUAGAAUACCAAUUGAUAUUUAUUAAAUAUUUUGGAUGUUUUUCUACAUUUUCAUAUAUUGUAUUCUGUGUUGUAAUUGAAAUCAAAGUGUAUAUUUUUUUAUUACAAAUAUUUGCACAGUAAAAAUGAUAAAAUAGUAUUUUUCAAUUCACCUCAUACUGUUACUAUAGUGCAAUCUCUUUAUCGUGAAAGUGCAACUUACAAAGGUAGUUUUUUUUUUGUUUGUUACAUAACUGCACUCAAAAAAUAAAACAAUUUAAAACUUCAGAGCCUACAAGUCCACUCAGUCCUACUUCUCAUUCAGCCAAUUGUUAAGACUAACACAUUUGUUUACAUUUACAGGAGAUAAUGCUGCCUGCUUCUUUUUUACAAUGUCACUUGAAAGUGAGAACUGGCAUUCGCAUAGUACUGUUGUAGCUGGCGUUGCAAGGUAUUUUCGUGCCAGAUAGGCUAAACAUUCAUAUGCGCCUUCAUGCUUCGGCCAUCAUUCCAGAGGACAUGCUUCCAUGCUGAUGAUCCUCGUUAAAAAAAUAAUCCAUUAAUUAAAUUUAUGACUGAACUCAUUGUGGGAGAAUUGUAUGUCCCCCGCUCUGUUUUACCCACAUUCUGCCAUAUAUUUCAUGUUAUAGCAGUCGCGGAUGAUGACCCACCGCAGAUUUGACAGAAUGCAAAGAAGGUACCAAUGUGAGAUUUCUAAAGAUAGCUACAGCACACAACCCAAGGUUUAAUAAUCUGAAGUGCUGUCCAAAAUCUGAGAGGGAUGAGGUGUGAAGCAUGCUUUCAGAAGUCUUAAAAGAUCAGCACUCCGAUACAGAAACUACAGAACCUGAACCACCAAAAAAGAAAAUCAACCUUUUGCUGGUGGCAUCUGAAUCAGAUAAUGAAAACGAACAUGCGUCGGUCCACACUGCUUUGGAUUGUUAUCAAGCAGAACCCGUCAUCAGUAUGGAUGCAUGUCCCCCAGAAUGGUGGUUGAAGCAUGAAGGGACAUGUGAAUCUUUAGCGCAUCUGGGACGUAAAUAUCUUGCAACGCUGCCUACAACAGUGCCAUGAGAACGCCUGUUCUCACUUUCAGGUGACAUUGCAAACAAGAAGCAGGCAGCAUUAUCUCCUGCAGAUGUAAACAAACUUAUUUGAGCGAUUGGCUGAACAAGAAGUAGGACUGAGUAGGCUUGCAGGCUCUAAAAUUUUACAUUUUUAUUUUUGAAUGCAGUUUUUUGUACAUAAUUCUUCCUUUGUAAGUUCAAAUUUCAUGAUAAACAGAUUGCACUACAGUACUUGUAUUAGGUAAAUUGAAAAAUACUAUUUCUUUUGUUUUUUACAGUGCAAACACUUGUAAUCAAAAAUAAAUAUAAAGCGAGCACUGUACACUUCAUAUUCUGUGUUGUAAUUGAAAUCAAUAUAUUUGAAAAUGUAGAAAACAUCCAAAAAUAUUUAAAUAAAUGGUAUUCUAUUAUUGUUUAACUGUGCGAUUAAUCGUGAUUUUUUAAUCACGCAUUUAAUUUUUUUCAUCACUUGACAGCCGUAGUCUUUUCAUAUCUGUAGAGCAUAUCCAAACACCUUCAGCCUUAUUUCUCAAAUCACUGUCCCUACAGUCUGUUGGCCAGUCCUUUGUAACACAUCAGCAUUAGUUACUUUAUCCCACCAGUGGACACCAAGUACUCUCAGUAAGCAUCUCUUACGUAAUGCGUUAAGUUUCCUGUUGCCAAGUUUCUGAAGAAUAUAACCUUGUGGGUAUCACAACGACAUUGUAUAACUUUAGCUUGGUUCUUAUGUGAAUCUCCUUACUUUUCCAAAUCCAAUAUCAGUGUCAAAUAUAGGGGGUCAGCAAUCAUGGUGCUUCUGUGAUUGACAUGACAAUACAAAAUGACAAACAAGUGUGUGCUUCUGAGAUAGAUAAUCAGUGCUGAUGGCCAGCUCAAUCAGGAAAUGGAAGCAAGAACUGGAAAGGCGUGUGGAGCUUUUGUGAAACUGAUAUAUAUGUGGAGAGGUCGGGAUUGUUUGGGGAAUCAAGAUGUGGAGUAGUAUUUGCAAAUCCGUCACUGACUGUAAGUGUCAUAUAAAGGCAGGGAUCGUGAGAACUAGAGAGGGCGUUGCGGAGGGAAGAGGGCUGUUGGUGCUAAGGGGUAUUCUAUCAUGAGGGUCUGUUGAAAUGGAAAGGAGAUUGACCUCUUUGGUUGUCAGGGUGAUAGAAAUCAACCUUUUCCAGGGAUUCUAAGGCGAUGGAGUACCAGAAACCGUUACGUGGAUAAGCCUGUAGAGGGCUAAUCGGUACUAAUCAGUAUACCUGGGCACAAGAUAGGGACCACAAGAACUGUGCUGAGCAGCACCUGACAGUGAAAUAAUGUUGACCUGCCUUACAGGGGUGGUGGAGAGGCUUAAUGUUUGUAAAGCAUUCUUGUCAGUCUCUCAUUGGAAUCUCUGUAAAUGCUUGAUAAUGGCAGGAGGAAGACAAUUAAAUUUCUACCCUAUAUUUUUUCCCUCAACCCACAAAUUUUCAAAUGCAAAAGCUCUAUCCUACUUUAAUGGUAAAACUUUAAUCACUCCAGCGAGAAAGAGUUAUGGUUCCCACAGCAAUAAGAUUAAUAUUCCAUGCUGGUGUGUGCACAGUUGCUAUGGAAACCAUAACUCUGAAUUUCCUAAUUUGAGACUAAAAUCCCUAUUUUACAGUUGUCUAAAACCUAUUCCACUCUUCCCCUACACAGCUCUGUUGCGGCUCCUAUUCCAGACCCUAGAGCCUUUGGUCACUCAUAGAAUCACAGAAAUGGAGGGCUGGAAAGGACCUCAGAAAGCUGUUUAAUCCAUCCCCCGCAACCUCCAGUCUUUCUGGGGCAGGAUUUAAGUGUACCUAGACAGGGGUUUGGGAGUUUAAGGACAGGUUAGACAAUGAUGGAAAUUCCACAACCUCCCUUGGUAACCUAUUCUCCGAUGAAGUGAGCUGUAGCUCACGAAAGCUUAUGCUCUAAUAAAUUUGUUAGUC